AUGAGUGAUUCUGAAGAAGAAUAUGAAGGAGAUCAAAUCCAACCAGACGAUGAAUCUGUCGAUGGAAAUGACAUAAGCGAUGAAGAAGGUUAUGACCUGAAUGUAGACUCUGGAAAACAUUAUGAGAAUGAUUCUCGUAGGUUCAAAAACAGUAAAAUUUCAUCAGAUGAAACUUGGUCAAACCAAUUUUUACCUUUCGAUAACUUACCUUUAACAAAGAACGUUGGGCCAAAGAAUAUUCCUGAUACUGUCAGAACACCUGGGGAUAUUUUAUUGAUGCUCUUAUCGGUAGAAAAUAUCGGAAACAUGGUUCAACAAACAAAUCUAUAUUAUCUAAAGAAUAAAAUUAAGAAUGACGUUCCCGUGACUGCAGAUGAGAUAAAGAAAUUUAUUGGAGUGAACAUAAUAAUGGGUGUCAAACUUUUACCGUCUUAUCGUGAUUAUUGGUCAUCAAAUUCUCAGUUGAAUGAUGCUUACAUAAGCUCGUCAAUGCCGGUCAAAAGAUUCUCUUUUCUGCUUAGUAAUUUGCAUUUGAAUGAUCAAACUAAAGAACCUAAAAAAGGAGAAGCUAAUUUCGACAAAUUAUACAAUAUAAGGCCAAAUAUUGACAGAAUUUCUGAAACUUAUUUGCAAUAUUAUGAUCCAACCAGAGAGCAAUCUAAAGAUGAGAGCAUGGUAAAGAAACCCAUAAAACAAGGAUAUAAGAUAUGGGUAAGAUCAGAUAUGAAUGGCUACGUAUGUGAAUUUCAAAUUUACACGAGAAAAAUUAAUAAUGUUACUAAGAAAAAUUUAGGAGAAAGAGUUAUCAUGAGUUUAUCUUAA
This is a messenger RNA of Phymastichus coffea, 822 nucleotides long. RefSeq names its product piggyBac transposable element-derived protein 3-like. The record is from RefSeq and is a predicted model, not a curated record. The transcript has a single exon. The coding region runs from base 1 to 822 and encodes 273 amino acids. Lineage: Eukaryota; Metazoa; Arthropoda; Insecta; Hymenoptera; Eulophidae.